GAGCGCUGUGGUCCCUGCGUGGGUGUGUCCCGCCGCCGCCCGCGGCUAUAAGCGUUGCGGGCGGGCGGGCGCGCAGGUUGCGGCUCUCACUCUCGCAGCCAUGCCGCCGAAGAAGUACGUGGCCGCGGGCAAGAAGCGCAGCGCCGACUCCGGUGUGGAGACAGAGCGGGGCGCGCUGACCCAGGAGCAGAAGGACCAACGGAUCAGCCUCUUCCUCAGGGGCUUCAACCAGCAGGCCAAAGAGAAUCUUCAAGAAAUGAAGAAAGAAAUUGAUUCACUUUUGCAAACAGCUGAGAAAACAUUUAGAGUGGAGUUACUGAAGAUGCCAGUUGCUGUCAGAAAAAUGAAGAGAAAAGACUUGCUUAACCUGCAAGGAGGAGAGGAAGCUGCUGUUGUUGCUGCCGCUGUUGUAGCAAAUGACUGCUCUGUAGAGGACAUUCCAAAUACCAGGCUGGUGAGGAAUUGCAGCAAAAGAGUUAAGGUAACUACAAUUGUUGAAUAUAAAGAUGAGGAGACUCUGCCUGCCAGGAAAGCAUCUCAAAAGGUGUCUAAAACAAAAUCACUGGUUUCUUUAGCUUCUGGCACACAUCUCAAAGAAAACCAAUCUCUUUGUAGAUCUGCAUGCUCUACUCCAAAUGUGAGGCAUUUUAAGGCUCUUACAUCUGAUCGCACAGCUGGAAACUAUAAAUCUGCUCCACGUGUUUCUAGAAGACUACCACAAAUGGCUGUCUCAAGAACUGUACCUAUGAGAGAGAAAGUCCAAGCCAUGUCACUAAGAAGUAACUCAGUGCCUCGGGAAAAAGCUGUUCCAUUUGUUAAUAUACCUCUGGCUGAUGGAAAGACUCUCUGUUCUGCUGGUGAAGACCUCCAUAACAUCAAUGUCGAGUUGCUUAAUGAUGACACAGUUCAGCAUAUUCAUAAUCUAGUGAGCCAGUUGACUGUUUUAUGUGGAAAAGCAACAGUUAAACCAAGUUAAUGGAGUCUACGUGCAUAUGUUGUGUUCUCUCAGUUGUGUAUUAUAUAAAUAUUCUGUGCAAUUAUUACUUGUCUGUUUUAAAUGUUUACAUAGAGCUUAAUACUUUUUUAAAUAAAGUUUUAUACUGCAUAUUUAACUUUCUAUGUAUAGAAAGACUUAAUGAUCAUAUUGCUGUAAAAUGUGUCUUUACAAGCUCAAAGCCACAUUACCAGUUGCUUCCUUAACUGAAAGAUAAGACUGCUUCCUAUUCAUGUUAGUUUAAUGAAGGGACAACUUAGUAUCCUUUCCAGAUUGCUCAUCUCUAUUUUUGACCUCCUGUGCUCAGUAAAUUAUACAUUGGAAUAAACAGUAAAAUACA
Messenger RNA from Chelonoidis abingdonii (Abingdon island giant tortoise), 1334 nucleotides. Its product is annotated as borealin-2-like. Lineage: Eukaryota; Metazoa; Chordata; Testudines; Testudinidae. Gene Ontology annotation, cellular component: chromosome, centromeric region; chromosome passenger complex; spindle midzone. The record is from RefSeq and is a predicted model, not a curated record. Gene Ontology annotation, biological process: mitotic sister chromatid segregation.